Messenger RNA from Lodderomyces pseudojiufengensis, 1533 nucleotides. RefSeq lists its product as uncharacterized. Gene Ontology annotation, cellular component: ubiquitin ligase complex. The coding region runs from base 1 to 1533 and encodes 510 amino acids. Gene Ontology annotation, molecular function: ubiquitin-ubiquitin ligase activity. The transcript has a single exon. Gene Ontology annotation, biological process: protein monoubiquitination; protein polyubiquitination. The record is from RefSeq and is a predicted model, not a curated record. Lineage: Eukaryota; Fungi; Ascomycota; Pichiomycetes; Serinales; Debaryomycetaceae.
AUGACCAAUAAGUUCAAUUUGAAACUACCGACCCCCGACACAAAUAAUAAUGAAAAUGAGGAACUCAUCAAUAUUCUACCGUCUUAUCAAAUGUAUAGAAAUACAAUCACCAAAAAUUUGACACCAACAAUUGAAGAUCUCAGGCUAGCCCCACCUUGUUAUACUCCAAAUUCUGCCCCACUGGAUGAUUAUUUUGCAUCUCAACCCACAUCACCUGAGCCUGAGCUUGAAGUAGAAGAAGAUAAAGAAACAAUACUUGAAAAUGCUCACAAACUAAAGCGACUAAGCUCUACAAAUAAAGAUAUCUCAAAGUCAUUGGAAGUGAAAAUUUAUUUGACUAAAUCAAUUGGAAAAGCAGGUGAACCAUAUAAAAUUAUAGACCCAUUGAGCUAUGAGUUCAAACAAGGAGAUUUUGUUUAUGGAUUUGUAUUAGUAACGAAUAAAACAAAAGUGGAUGUACCAUUUGACAUGUUUUCAGUACAAUUAGAGGGAACAGCAACUUUUGGCAAAACGAAUAGCACAUUAGUUGAUCAACCAGCUCACAUUUUAAGAUUUUUGACCAUGUUUGAUUUUAAUGCGUCAUGGAAUGAUGCGUUUUUAGACAGAUUUAUUUCAGACAAUAAUGAUCCUCAUGCAUUGGACCCUCAUUCCACAUUCGAUUCUACCGAUAAUACAUAUUUCCAUCUUAACCCAAAGAAGAUAUUUGAACCUGGAGUAACAUAUAAAAAGUUUUUCACAUUCAAGAUACCAGAAAGAUUGCUAGAAAAUAAUUGUGAACAAUCUUUAAUAAAGCAUUUACAAUUACCGCCAACGUUAGGAAUUAGCAAGAAUGAAGUUAUAAGCUCAUUACGACAUAAAUGGAAAGACCAAGAUAUCCAGGUUGAGGAUUUGAUUAAUAAAAAGUACAAGUAUGCAUCAUUGACAAAUGAUUUUUCCUUCACCGACACUUCCAUCAGUUACGCUAUCAGUGCUAGAGUUAUUGGUAGAAUUAAUUGUUAUACAAGUUUGAUAGGAACUGCAAAUAAUGUAAUCAGUAAUAAAGAUGAGUACGUAGUUGCAAAUGAAGAUUACAAAUAUAUUAGAGUGAUACCAAUCAUGCCGGAGGUGUUUUCGUUGAACAGAUCGAUGAUCCAUCAAGAAGCUAGACUUCUUUAUACAGCUAUGGUUGAUAAUAUUAAGGAAAAGAUAAACCAGGGAAGAGACAUGCUACAACAUACGAACGCAUUGAGUCCAAUGACGAGUGCCGGAUCUUUGACAUCUUUAAGAGAAGAGCCAAAUGCAUCUAUAGGUUCAGUCAUGGAAGAAUCAAACUCAUUACAUCCAAGCACGAGUACAACGGAACUAUCUAAAAUGCAACAGUCAUACUAUUCAAAAGUUAAUAUCAACUCAAGAAAUGUCAAAAAUCUGGAAGUUUACGAAGUGUUUUAUCCAAUAAAAAAGAAAUCAAUGUUUGGGGCAUCAAAAGUUACUGGACUUAUGGCUUUCUCAACUCCUAAAAAAGAAUAUAAUGUGGAAUAUAACCCACUACCUUAA